Molecule: messenger RNA, 4301 nt
Organism: Bursaphelenchus xylophilus (pine wood nematode)
Lineage: Eukaryota; Metazoa; Nematoda; Chromadorea; Rhabditida; Aphelenchoididae
Source: the annotation of a GenBank genome assembly
AUGGCAUUCAGAAAAGCGGCCUUAACUGAUUUUCAAGGCCAUCUCAAAGGUAAUCUAAUUAUAUUUGUUCAAAAUUACCUUAUUUUAGAUAUCAAACUUCAAUUACUCGAUCAAAUAAAAUGUUUGGAGGGUCGAACAGAGACUCAAGUAAAUAUUUAUCAUGAGAUUAACGACUUCUGUAAGAAAAAAGCGGAGAUUGAUCAGGAAUAUUCGAAACAAUUGGAUAAAUUGGUAAAAUCAGUAAUGAUCAAAUAUAAGAAUGAGAAGAAUAAGUAAGUUUUGGAUGGAAUUUUUUGACUGUCACCUUUAGAAGGAAUCAAUGGACUAUAUACUCUCCCUGUAACCUGUUCAUGCAACUUGUGGAUGAUACCAAAGAAGAGGCCAAGAAUAAAUCAAUGAUAGCUGAAGUGAUGGGAGCUUUUGCGACUCAGUCGAUUAAUCAGAAAUGCAUUCAGAUGCAGAAAAUUGCUAAGAAAGUAAGUUUUCUUCCAUUUUAGUUUAAAAUUUUUAAGGAUUAAAAUACGUGAAUUGUUACCAAAAUAUAUAAAUUUUGUUUUAGUGUCGAGAAAUUGGAACGUUGGCUCAAGGAGAGAUAAUCCGAGUUCUAAACGAACUAAACUUGUCUAUGAAAACAUACUUCGAAUGUUUUGAAGAGGCCCAGAGCGUGAAGAAUAAGUUAAUUAUGGCGGAGGAAAAAAAUAAAAACAUCGAAAGCAGCGGUCGAAAACAGAAGGCGCUUCAGAAGAAUCUGACCAAAGUAAGUUCUUAUUCAUAUCGAUUGGAUGAGACAUCGUUUUUCCGUAGACUUUAUACUGCAAUUAGUUUUUUUGGACUUUUAAUUAUUUUCUUUGAUUGUAUUAAUCUUAGAGAAGUGAAAAAUAUGAUGCAGCGAAACAGAAAUGCAGCAGAGCCAGGAAUGAAUAUCUCCUAUGCAUCGAUGCCGCCAAUUCAGCACUUCACAAGUUCUUUGCUGAUGAUUUGAGUGAUCUUAUCGAUUGCACUGACGUGGGCACUGACUACUGGCUCAGUUUGCUAUUGGAUAACAUUAUUAAUGCACGGAAAGUUGCUUGCCAUGGAGAGAUGCAAUCUUUGGCACAGCUUAACGAAUAUCGCCAGAGUAUCGCGGAAUGUGAGCGACAGAAAUGUGAUAAGCAAAGGUUCUUCGAGAGUCAGAACAGCACUUUUAUGCUGCCCAGAAUGUUCGAAUUUAAGUAAGUAGACAGUUAUGUUAUUGAGGAUUCUUUUUCUAGAGCCGACCCAUCCGAAAAUAUUAAUCAUAUUGCUCUGGAAGAUGGCCUAUGCGAGGAUCUGAAUAAACGACAUCAACAGAUGAGAAUCAGGUUAAAAUCGCUGAGAGAAGAGUCCGAGAAGACUUCAGAACAAUUGUUGAUGACACAACAGAGGAUAAGAGAACUCCUGGCUCAACAACAAGCUUUGGAAGUGACCAACAAAGGGGUUGUGGAUCACCGGCCAGCUAUGGAUGCAUCUGAGGCUGAAUUGGAUCAGGCUUUGGAUGAAUAUUGCUCGCACUUUAGCUUCUUCUUACUAAACGCCAACCUUAUCGUGAGAUUGGAGGCGAGGGCGGAUGGAAUAGAAAGGGCUUUGGAAUCGUUUGAUCCAGAGACGAACACCCAAGGUAAGUGUUGAGUGGAGUUAGUUUUAUUAUUAUUCACUUUACUUUAAAUUCUCUUAAGCAUAACCUCACGUUAUGUGCACAAAAACACAUGGAUAAUAUUGUUCUUGAAGUUGAACUAACGGAGAAUUCUUAAGACUUUAUUCUUACCGUUUCAGUCCAGUUGCCAGCUCGAGAGAACGGGGAUCAAGUGGCCGAAUGGCACGAGAAAGAACGGCGCAAACUCAAGAUCGGAGUCCCCAACAACUCUUAUAUCCAGAGUCAGGCUUCACCUCCCGAGCAUCGGACGGCGGAAUAUCGGCCCUCAAUGGGUUCGGUAGCCAAGAGCAGUUUGAGCAGUUUGUACGUAUAUUUAGAGGCAUUAAUUUGAUGUUAAUGUAUAUUAUAAUAUGCGUACUGUUUUAGGGGAACGGACUCGAAACAAACACCCCCAUCGACCCGUACUGGCUCCACUCCACCCUCGAACGGCGGUUCUGGGCCCGAUCUGCUCCCGAUCACUUCCCCCGCCCCUCAAAGAAGGUAUUCUCAUCAGCACCAUCCUCUCCUCAGACGGCCCCGCUUAUUCGGAGGGGCUUUGGACGAGUAUAUUCAUCUGACUGGGGAGCAGAUCCCCUUGAUCGUGACGUCUUGCAUCCGAGUCCUAUCCCAGUACGCUCUCCACCAUCAAGGUCUUUUCAGAGUGAGCGGAUCUCAAGUCGAGAUUAACAGGGUAAAAGAUUCCUUUGAAGAAGGUAGGAGACAUAUAUAUUGUGAUGUAAUGCUUUGUGGGUACAGGUGAUGAUCCCUUGCUCAAUAUCCGAAAUGCGAGUGACAACAACUCGAUCGCCGGUGUUCUCAAACUCUACUUCCGAGAACUUCGGGAACCCGUCUUCCCCUUCUUUAUGUUCGAAAGGAUAACCGACUGUGCCAAACUCUCCAAUAUUGAUGAAUUCAUCAACAAAGUAAGCGUUUUUAGUGUAGUUCUUUUGGUUAUGUUCGAAUAAUAUUUUGUUUUCAGAUAACCGAGCUCAUAAAUAAACUGCCUCCCCCCUCAUAUCUUCUCCUCAGAUACCUGUUUGCCUUCCUUAAUCAUGUUAGUCAGUUCUCCGAUGAGAAUAUGAUGGAUGCCUACAAUCUGGCCAUUUGUUUUGGCCCCACACUACUUAGAAUCCCCGAGACAAAAGAUCAAGUCUACUAUCAGAAUUAUGUGAAUGAUGUGGUCAAGAAUUUGAUCCUCUAUCACAAUCGAAUCUUCUCGAAUAAAGUCCCGGGUCCCUUGUACAACAUCACCAAUCCAGGGUUUAUUACUGAAGAUGUGGAACAAUUUGUGGAUGAGUCCGAUGAUAUGUACAACCAAGGUGUAGCCAGUCUCUCCACCACUGACACGAUGGCGACGGUAUCUACACUAAACGAGAAUGGAUCUACCAAUCUUAAUUCAUUGAGGUAAGCUUUAAAUUAAUAUCUAAUAUGAUUUGUUCUAGAUAUUCUUUGAAUAAUGAUCCAUGUUCUUCAACUCAAGGCGCAAUCCAUCAGAUUAGUCCCAAGAAUGCCGAAGAUAUCCCCAAUUUUUGUUAUUCCUCCUCAGAAAACAGUGUUAAAAGCGCUGUUCCCUUAAAUUCACGGAAAUCCGUUUGUAUUGCUGAUGAGAAUAAGGGAGGUGCAGAUGAAAGACGGCUCUCUCUUCUGGUUGGAUCUCCUGUGAGUGAUGGCACGCUCGUCGGAUGCCAUCAUCAAGCCAGAAAUAACAAUUACAAUAAUGUAAGCGCAGUGAUAAAUAAGCUUUAUGUGAUAGAUUUAUGGUCGGUUAGAUUGUGUAUUGAGUAACGCUAUUGUAAUGAUGGUGUGACUUUUAGAAGGGACAAUUGAAAGUGGAUUUAAAUCAAAAAGACGACGACUCGGGGACGGGUGGAUGUUCCCCAGCGGGAAAAUCGGCGGAAUCGGACUCUUUCAACACCAACUCUAGCCAGAAUAGGCCGAGUAUAGACUCAGGAAUAGGGAAUGCCAACCCUUACGCCGUCUCUUCUUUCCAAUCCAAGCCCAAGAAUAAUAUACCUCAGUCCAAUUCCAAGUAAGUGCCUCUUCUUUUCGCCAUUUCCCUUUUGAUCUGUGCCUCCACCUUUCAUUCCUAUUGCUCUUUGGAUUACUAUACUUUCCUUUUUCAAUAUCUAUUUUAGAGUUUAGUAUCCUGUCGUGUGUAAGCACCGCACCGGCCGUCGUAUUAUCUUCAGGUGAAUGAAUGUUAAUCUCUGUGUUCUCUUGCUUUAACAUUUAACAGUCCAGUGCAAAGUAACCCUUGUUUUUGUCAUUGUGAUCUGCUUUAUUUAUGUUUGUGUGGGUCAAUAAGUGAUAUAUUUUUUACUUCAGUACCUUGGGGAGAAUGAGAAUCCCGGUUCCGCCGAGGAAUGCUACCGAGACUUCGACCAACUCCUCCUCCAAUUUGAACAUGAGUCAAGUCUCUGAACCCCCUCCAUAUCAUCAUCUCUACAGCUCAAUCAACAAGUCGCGAUCAGCAUCUACAAGGUCGGGACAAGUGGCCUCUCGUAUCUCGCAGAUGGAGGAUCUCUGUAUUCGAGGAGUUGGCCCGCAGGAAGUAUCUCCCCAUUCUUUGGGCACGUUUUCAUCCACGGAUUCUAUCGACGAUCAUGGGAAGUUGCACAUGAUGACUGUCAAUCAGAAUGGCUUCAUUUGA